Messenger RNA from Menidia menidia (Atlantic silverside), 318 nucleotides. The record is from the annotation of a GenBank genome assembly. NCBI's taxonomy places the organism in Eukaryota, Metazoa, Chordata, Actinopteri, Atheriniformes, Atherinopsidae.
CUGUGGAGCUACUCCAACCCACCCAUCAUCGCCGUCGUCACCCUGCUGUGCUCCGAAGCCCCCUACAGCGGGGCAACUCAACCGGAGCUGCUGCAACAUGACCCAGGAGAGAAUGGUAGGGAGGGAGGAGACAGAGGAGGGAAGCAAGGCAGGCAGACAGCCUGCUGCCUCAGCAGAGCUGAAUUCAAAGACACAAUCCAUCCAGCUUACCACCUGUUUGCCCUGUUGCCCUCUAGCAGACACUACGGGUCAAACAGAACCAGGAUCCACAGGCUUGGAGACUGUUUCAUCCAACAAGCCAUCACUACACUGGACUAA